AGUGUUGCUCUCUCUCAUCCACCCUGUUAGCAGCCUCUCGGUUGAGCUGGAGACCACACACCCAGACCACACAGCACCAGCUGAACUCACUCGCACGCAACAUCUAGAGGCUGUCACUCUGCUGAGGUACUCAGUCAUUAUGAGGAGCUGUGUCUGAAACUUGAUGGCACAACUAAAUGCGAAGACAAAAAAGAAGAAAAGAAAACUAAAACAAAAAAUAAAAUCAGUCCUGCAAAUAACCAGCUUUUCAGCAAGUCCUACAAGUAACCAGCUUUGACUCACCUCUCUACCCUGCUUAUUUCCUCCAUCCCCCACCCAGCACACCCACACUUCACUGAACCGAACGACCCCAUCAUUUCACACGGGUCGGACUGGAUGAUGUCGGAAGUCUUUGCCAACCUAUUUGACUCUGGGGCUUCGCACAGCUCUGGCCCAGCCCGCGCAGCCCGGCGGGCACCGGCGCUCCCCCAGGCCGCUGUCAGACAUGUGAGACACAGGCAAAGGCCACGGAGCCGCUGCUGCCGGGCCCUGGCUCGCAGGGACGGCGCCACCAGCGCUGGGAAGGGCUGCCCGGCCCGGGCCCGACCUCGCCCGACCUGGGAGCGUCACCCAGCAGGACACCGUGUGUCCCCGGGGGAAGCCGAUGGUGGCAGGAAUCCCCCGCCCUGCCGGCAGCGCCCGGCGUCCUGGCGGGGGGCUGCCGAGGAGGAAGAGCCGCUGCAGCCGGGAAGUCACCGGGGGGGAGACGGCCGCAGCCCAGCGACGCCCCCUGCGCCCCGAGAGCCAUCGCCGACAGCUCCGUCCCCACGGGGCCGGGGCGGGGACGCGACGCUCGACCCCGCCCGGUGAGCGGAAGGCGGGGGGGAGGCCGAAGGGAGGGGGACGGCCUCCGCCCCGGGGAGGCGGACGGGGGGGAAGGGAAGGGGCCGGAGCAGCCCCGCAGCGCC
This is a messenger RNA of Haemorhous mexicanus (house finch), 947 nucleotides long. Its product is annotated as ataxin-2-like. Lineage: Eukaryota; Metazoa; Chordata; Aves; Passeriformes; Fringillidae. The transcript has 2 exons. The coding region runs from base 376 to 849 and encodes 157 amino acids. The record is from RefSeq and is a predicted model, not a curated record.